This is a messenger RNA of Nestor notabilis (Kea), 813 nucleotides long. RefSeq names its product tetraspanin-3-like. The coding region runs from base 1 to 813 and encodes 270 amino acids. The transcript has a single exon. Gene Ontology annotation, cellular component: membrane. Lineage: Eukaryota; Metazoa; Chordata; Aves; Psittaciformes; Psittacidae. The record is from RefSeq and is a predicted model, not a curated record.
AUGGAGAAGGUUAGAGCUGUGGUGGUGUUGCCAUUUUUCUUUUUUUGGUGCUCUGAGGAUUCCUGGGUCAGAUCCUUUGCUCAACUGGUACUCAGGUUCUUAGCCUUCAUCUUCUGGGGCGCUGCUGCAGCUCUGACCUUUGGUGGAGUUUCUGGGAUACAGAUGCACAAGAACUAUGGAUAUUUAUUUCAGGAGUCUUUGUCUCUUCUUGGCUGGCUGGCUGUUGCAACUGCACUCAUCUUGAUACCUACAGGAGUUUUGGCUGUCUCUACUUCUACUAGGAGCUCCCGCUAUCAGCAAGGGGCUCUCAUGUACUUGCUGCUGGUUCUUCUUUGCCUAGAAAUGUCUUUGGCACUUCUGGCAUGGUUAUACUCUAUUCAGAUGGCUUCUGAGCUGAAAAGCAUUGUGGGUCACCUUAUCUAUCAGUACAAUGGAACAUACUCCCAGGGUCCUGGCAGAAGCGCUAUGGAUAUUGUACAGAGGAAGAUGCAGUGUUGUGGGGUCCAAAAUUACACAGACUGGCUAAAGGCAACACCUGCCUCUUGGCAUCUUCCUGGUGGAAUAGCUCGUGUCCCUGAAAGCUGCUGUAAGAAGUAUUCUAACUGUGAGGGUGACUUAGGCCAUCUGGAGCAGCUUUUUCAGGAAGGCUGUCUAAAGAAGCUAGAACAUCAGUUGCAUUUUGUUAUGCUCUACACUUUUUGGUGCUGUGCUGUGCUAAGUGUCUUAGAGCUGUUGGCUGGUGUCAGUAAUGGCAUCCUAAUGAGGCAUAAGCCUUUCCAUGACCUCCGAAUUCUGGAAUCUGCCUUCUCAUAG